GGUCCUCCUGAAUCUAGCAUAGCAUAGCAUGGUGUAUCACAACACACAAAUGUAGAGGAAGGUCGAUGGGAGGACGACACUGAAGACUUUCUCAUUGGAUACUGUAUGACCGCACCUGGUGUUAUAGCAAAAACAUACUUCACAGAGUAGACACUGUGCAGUGGUGGUUAGACGAUUGCUCGGGUUUUUGAAUUGGACGCCAGCUGUACAUUUGACAGCUUGUCAUUUCAUCUCUUGUUGCUAGCGACCCGCGUCAAACGUUAGCCACCAUGGCAGCGCUUAGAGCCUCCUAUCACCGCAUCCUGAACAACAUCGAGCAUAUGUUACCGGCUAAACUGAGACCACUCUACAACCACCCAGCAGGUCCAAAGACCGUAUUCUUCUGGGCCCCAAUGUUCAAAUGGGGCCUUGUUAUUGCUGGGUUUGCGGACAUGACCCGACCUGCAGACAAGCUCAGCGCCUCCCAAUCUGCUGUGUUGACUGCCACAGGCCUGAUCUGGUCCAGGUACUCCUUGGUCAUCAUACCCAAGAACUGGAACCUGUUUUGUGUCAACUUCUUUGUCGGUGGCUGCGGCAGCUCCCAGCUGUACAGAAUAUUUCAAUACAAACAAGAACAAAAAGCCCUGGCUGCGGCUGGAGAAGCUUAAAGUUGAUCACCUCACCAAUCCGAUCCCUUGAAACGAGAGGAGCAGAGCACCUCUCCCUUUUACACUCAUCAUCACACAUCAUCAGAUAACCAUUCACCACUCCAUUCCUCUGACACCCAUUAUCCGGGAAAUAUACACACCAACAGAGCCCUAUCUGUAGUUCUCCUUUCUUUUUACCUUGGCACAACUUGUACAUCAUGUUUUCUCAGAUCCAAGAAGAACUCUUGAGGCCAAAUGGACGUACUUUCAUCAACUUGCACCUGCGCGAUAAAAAUGUAUUGUCCUUGACGCACAACGUUUUGACCUUUUUGGGUUUUUUUUUUUUUUAAGUGAUAACCGCAAACAUAUGCUGAGACUGUAUAAUUCAUAACUUCAUUUAACAUGUAUCAUGUAUUUGUGGGAAGAGGUAGUUUCCCAAGACUUGCUCAGCGCAUUUUAACAUGUCAUAUUACAGCGGUUUAUUGAAAGCUUGAAGUCUGGGGACUGUGGAACACUGUUAUAAAGGAAUGUCUCCAAAUAAAUUAUUGCUAGUGGGGUCUCAUCAGUGGGCUCAAGGGAAUGUUCAUGGAUGUUUGUGAAAAGUAUAUGAGCUGUUGAAGUGAGGUUCAGUGGUGUUAAACCAAAUCCUCUGAACCUUACCUCAAGGUACCAUGGUUGCUUGAUGCUUUUCAAGGAAUGUCUCCAAAUAAAUUUUAAAGUGUAACUUUUGGUCAUACUUCUCAUGGAACAUAUGCUGUUAGUUAUUUAAUGAACUUCAUUGGUUUUUAUGUUGUUAUUUUGUUGUUUUCUUUUUACGGUAGAAACUCAUCAGGGUAAAUCAAUCCAAAACGUAGGUCCAUUAGUCCAUUAAACUAAGAACAUUUAUUUUAAUUCUUAUUCUGUCUAAUUCUAAUCCAUGACACUCUAAUGUCAAAUUUAGUGAAAUGCUCCUACUUUAGGUCUGCUUCUCUGUGCUUUUAAAAAGGGGGUUUACUUAGGGAGUGGUUUAGUGAUGUAUCCACAUAGGCUAACUCAGUGGUGUCCUCGUAGAUAAGUUAAAUGGUUUGCGUUUGCGAAGAAAAGCAAAAGCACACGGCUGUCCGGCUUGGACAUUCACCACUUGAUUUGAGUUGCCAUUGUUAAGCAAGUGACUAAAACCCACUGCUCGGUUGCCCCUUGGGUAUUUCAGAGGUCCAACACUGAAAAUUUAAAAUGAAGUGCUUUUGGAUGGCAUUAGGCCUGUUCCAGCCAAAUAAUGCGUUAAAGGGACACAUGUUCAACUCAUACCCUGUAACUUGGUAAAUUACCAAGGGAAAAUGACUUAUUUAUUUUUUUACAAGUGGCCAAGGAAAGUUUAAGGUGUAAGAAGAGGUUAACAUUUUGUUUUGUUUUGUUCGUUUGUUCAUUUUUUCCCUUUUUUGUGAUUUCUGUGCCUACAGAAAUUCCACAGCAGUGUAAAUGGAAUUGUGCCACUGUCCAAUGAAAUGAAAUGAUGCAGUACCAUGAGAGACGGAUUUGCAGUACAUAUACGCAUAUUUGACUGUAGGUAGCAAUAAUAACUCCAUAACUCCUAACCUUUUAAGAUGUUAAGUUUGCAGUUUAUGAGCCUUACCAUUGCAACUGAUGUGUAGAGUUUGGAGAUUGAUGUCUCACUGAGGAAUAUGAUGGAGGAUUAGAUAUGUAAUUUAAACUCUAAUGUAAUGAUGGAUGUGAUUGAUUGCUUAAAAAAUAAAAAAAAAGGUGCUAGACUGUAAA
This is a messenger RNA of Engraulis encrasicolus (European anchovy), 2381 nucleotides long. It is a transcript of the gene mpc2b, whose product is annotated as mitochondrial pyruvate carrier 2b. Gene Ontology annotation, biological process: pyruvate import into mitochondria. Lineage: Eukaryota; Metazoa; Chordata; Actinopteri; Clupeiformes; Engraulidae. The coding region runs from base 270 to 647 and encodes 125 amino acids. Gene Ontology annotation, cellular component: mitochondrial inner membrane. The record is from RefSeq and is a predicted model, not a curated record. The transcript has 5 exons. Gene Ontology annotation, molecular function: pyruvate transmembrane transporter activity.